Molecule: messenger RNA, 2279 nt
Organism: Xenopus laevis (African clawed frog)
Lineage: Eukaryota; Metazoa; Chordata; Amphibia; Anura; Pipidae
Gene: cldn4.L
Product: claudin 4 L homeolog
Cellular component (GO): plasma membrane; membrane; bicellular tight junction
Molecular function (GO): structural molecule activity
Source: RefSeq, marked provisional
CCGAGACACUGAGCAGCAGCGCAAUGGCUUCCAUGGGGCUUCAAGUGUUGGGCAUCGCCCUGUCCGUUAUCGGCUGGCUGGGAGCGCUAGUCUGCUGCGUUCUGCCCAUGUGGAGGGUCAGUGCCUUCAUUGGCAACAACAUCGUAGUGGCGCAGAUCAUCUGGGAGGGAUUGUGGAUGAACUGCGUGGUGCAGAGCACGGGGCAAAUGCAGUGCAAAGUGUACGACUCUCUGCUGGCCCUUCCUCAGGAUCUACAGGCAGCCCGAGCCCUGACUGUCAUCGCUGUCAUUGUGGCCCUGCUGGGGCUCCUCUUCUCCAUCAUUGGCGGCAAAUGCACGAACUGCGUGGAGGAUGAAUCUUCCAAAGCCAAAGUCAUUAUCUUGUCUGGCAUCGUGUUCAUCGUGGCUGGAGUGCUCACCCUCAUCCCAGUGUCCUGGUCGGCCAACAACAUCAUCCGAGACUUCUACAACCCGCUGGUGGUGGAGGCGCAGAAGAGGGAAUUGGGUGCAUCUUUGUACAUAGGCUGGGCGGCCGCUGCGCUCCUGCUGCUCGGAGGCGCAAUGUUGUGCUGCAACUGCCCACCUAGGGAUCAGAAACCCUACUCUGCCAAGUACACCGCCGCUCGCUCCGGCGCAACCAGCAACUACGUCUGAGCGUCCAAACACGUGGGACUAAAUGACUUUUAUAUACUUAACUUUGAACAGACACUUGGUCAUCUGUCGCAGAGUCUCAUCACAAGCCAAUGUAUGGACACACUGAAGGACAUUUCAUCGCUUUCUGCCUGUUCUUUCCUUGGGCAGAAGUUGGCCCACAAUGGAGGGCAAGAGAAGCCCCAAUUGACAGUGAGCAGAGUUCCCUAUAACUGACAGCGAGCAGAGAUUUGCUGGGGGCUCAAAUGGAACUUUUGAAACGCAAUUGAUCUAUGGGGAGGGGUCGUAUAAGUUAGGUUUUUGGGUUGGAGUCCAUUUACUGGUCAUUAUCUACUAAAUACUUGGGUUCAACAGAACUUAAGCUAUUGGGGGUUCAGUACAAAAUCUGACACAUGACUAGCCCAAUGUGCCAUCUGGCAACACACAAACAGGCUUUCCAUACAAUAGUACUGAGUGUACUGAUCCAUAUACAGCAGCCUAACUGGAACCUUUAACAUUCAACUGCAGGUUCUUAUCCCAUUGAAAUGGUGUGUGUGCCAGAUGCAGUCAGCAUCAGUUAUAUCUGAUGGGUUAUGUUUAAAUAUUAUCCAUCUAAAUCAUGGAAUAUCUUUAGAUUCUAUUCAGGUCAAACUCAGGGAAAGGGCUACUCUAGAGCAGUGGUUCCCACACUGUUGUUGGGCUGGCAUAAUCUGGGGGGCAGAAUGAAGGCAAAUUAGGGUGGGAUUUGUGUAGAAUCCUUAUUUAUCCCCUUAGGUACGUCUUGAAGGUCAUUUACUCUCCUUGAUAUUCUUGUAACAAUGGCUGAUAUACCAAUGUUCCCCUAUAUCUGUAAUAUUUUUAUGGACUAAAGGAGUUUCAAAGGGUCAAAAAACAAACACUGUUUAAGAAUGACUAAAGUUUGGGCUAAGGAAAGGUUAAAAUGUGAGUGUCUGGGAUUUUUUUUUUUUAACUUGUGCUCUAAACAGUUUUUGCUUUGAUUAAUUGGGCAGGCAUUGGAAUGUGCAUACCAAUAGUAUGAAUUUGGAACAUGCCCCAGUUAAUUAACCACCUUCACUAUAACUACACUGCAGAGCCUGGGGCCUUCCAGCUAUUGAAUAACAGCUUCCAGAACCUGCUGGUCACUGUAAUUAAGCAGCAGGAGGGGCAAGGGUUGGGCAGACUUGCACUAGGGAAAUUCCUAUAUUUGAGCAAGUAGUCCUUAUAAUUCUGUUUAAACUUCUAGUUUGUGUGUUCCCUCAUUUUCCUUCCAGGUCAUUGUCUAAACAAUAAACCUGCUCCACAGCAUUUGUGCAACUGAACACACCUGCACCUACCCUUUUAUUUGGAUAAUUGCACCAUUUAACCCUAUGGGUGUGUCAGCACUCCAAAAGAUUCACCCAUCACCACUGUACAGCCUUUCCUUUGCUUGUUCUCAUGUAAUCCUUUGUCCUUGCCGUAAACAAAAUAAGGAAAAAUGAUUGCUAACCAAAUUCUAUUGGCUGCAUCUCACAUAGCUUAGUAUGAUCUUAUGUUUUUAGCAGAAGAGCCAAGUAUGUUUAUUUUGUUUUAAACCACUUUUUUUUUGUAUAUAUUUGUCAUGAUCGAUGCUACUAUUCAAAGUAACCUGUUUUCUAAAAUAAAUAUGAAACG